This is a messenger RNA of Neltuma alba, 2228 nucleotides long. RefSeq lists its product as uncharacterized. The transcript has 4 exons. The record is from RefSeq and is a predicted model, not a curated record. Gene Ontology annotation, molecular function: RNA binding. NCBI's taxonomy places the organism in Eukaryota, Viridiplantae, Streptophyta, Magnoliopsida, Fabales, Fabaceae. The coding region runs from base 1 to 1899 and encodes 632 amino acids. Gene Ontology annotation, cellular component: nucleus.
AUGGAUAUGGAGGAGGAGAAUAGAGAAGCUGAGACGUCUAGAGUGAGGGUAUUUGUCGGAGGCUUGGGAGUAGGCGUGACAUCUGAUGAUCUCCGGAGGUUGUUUGGGUCUCUGGGUGGUGUUGACAGAGUUGACAUAAUCAGAACCAAAGGUCGAAGCUUUGCUUAUGUUGACUUCAUGCCCUCUCCCACGGACCAAAAAUGUCUUUCCAAGCUUUUCAGCAGGUAUAAUGGAUGUCUCUGGAAGGGUGGAAAGCUAAAGCUGGAGAAGGCUAAAGAACAUUAUCUUGUACGUUUGAAACAAGAGUGGGAAGAAGAUGCUAAGCUUGCUAGUGAUGAACCUAGCGCCAGUCCUGAUCCUGAUGAAAGCGUUUCCUUAAAAGAAAUGCCUAGCAAAGAGAGUCUAAAGACAAAGAAGCUACGGAUUUUCUUUCCCAAAUUGAGAAAGGUGAAAUCCAUACCAUUCACUGGAACUGGCAAGCACAAAUAUAGUUUCCCCAAAGUUGAAGUUCCUCCUCUCCCAGUGCAUUUUUGUGACUGUGAGGAACAUUCUAGUCUUUCUGACACUGUAAGACCAAAGCAAUUUCAAAAUGGGGAUGCAGAAAGUGGUGGCAUGAAUGAUGAAGAAAUUAACAUAAUGAACGUUGUGAUGAAUAAACUAUUUGAAAGGGAAAAGGCAUCAAGUCCCAUGCAUUUUGAAAAGGAACGGAACUCAAAUGUGUCCACUGAUGGUUUACAAUCUGAUGAAUCUGAAGCAGAUAGUGCAACCGAUGAUGAUGGUCUCAUCAUUAACAUGGUUACCAAGAAAAAGGAAACAGCUGUAAUAGGUAGCCUGGAAGUUGAAAGAUUACUAGGAAAUGAGGAAUCAGAAUUGAAUGACGCAAAAAUUUCAAAGGAUGAACCAAACAAGAACAGGCUUGAGGUGCAGAAAUGCAAUAAUAUUGCUCCUGACAAGAAGAGAAAGCCCCAUCAUGAUUUUGAAGGGAAAAGAAAUGGGUCUACCUCUGCUGCCUCUGAAGGCAAGAGACGAAUGCACAAACAUCCCAAUGAGAUGAGUUCACUGGUGCGCAGCCCUGAAAUAGCUGGUUUUGGUGAACCAACUAAAGUUUCGUGGUCUCAGAAAUCUUCAUGGAGAGAACUUCUUGGUGAUGGAAAGAGCAGUUCUUUCAAUGCCUCCCAUAUGCUGCUAGACUCUAAUUCUAGUGGAAAGCAAGGAUCUCAUGGUGACUGUGAACCUCAAUCAGCAGAGAAUAAAACUGAGCACAUUGUAACGGUGGGAGGCCAGGAGACUGAACCUGCCAAGCCAGAAGUAAUGGAAGAACAUGCUGAAGCACGGCCUACCAUACAAAAUGCCACAUCGAAACAGUCAGGAAGAGGUGUUGCAUGGAAGCAAAAGCAAUCUUGGACGCAACUGGUUGGUCAGAAUAACAAUCCAUUCAGCAUAUCUCAGAUUUUGCCUGGAAUCUCUUCUCAGAAGCCAGUGGCGAAAGAGCCUGCUGAUGACCUCGCUGGUUCCGGUGACAGCACAUAUAUUGAUUUAGCUAUGGAAUCUAACAGUGAAUCUGCUGGGGACGGCUUGAACUUGGUGAAGACUAGCCCGGAAAAGAAGCAUAAUGUUUUGGCUGAGCAUGCUGCCAUUGUAUCCGUUGGGGAUGAGUUGAACAUGACCAGGAGUACCCCGAAAAAGAGUCAACAUGUUGCUGGCAAUGAUAUCUCUCCUGCUCCUAUAACUGAGGAAAAAUGUAACACACACACAAAUGAAACAUCCACUACAGAGGUUAAAAUAGGUGAGACAUGCUCAUUUAUGAGGAGUGCUGCUUCGUUGAAAGAGUGGGCAAAAACCAAGGCUGCUCUGAGUGGAUCACUCAAAAAGAAACGUGGGCAGAAGAAGGAGCAUUAAGUCCUUUACUGCUGAAAUCAUAACUGCGGUUGGGUUGUGAUGAACUGCAAAACUUGGGUAACAUUCCAAAUAUUCACUGUUAGGUUCUCCGAUGAAAGUAGUACAUGUGGAUUUUAUUUUAUUUAAAAUCAGUUACACUAUUGACUCGCCAUUUUUUUUUUCAUGUGUCAUUUUUUAACUGAAGAAUGCUGCGACAAAUAUAUAAAAACCAGAGUUUCCCCUCACGUUUUGCAUGGGUUGACUCUUGGAUAUUGUUGUUUGUAUCAUAUUAUUCUAUUAAAGAGACAUUCUGAUUAAUAACAUAUCUAAAGACUUGGUUGUUGAUAGAG